GGAGUCAUUUCUUCUUUUUUAGGUUAUCCCUACAACAGUACCUGGCAAGGGUUGCUCCUCUCUGGGCUGUUUAGUUUUAACUUUACCAAACGUCAAUGGCUACCACUAUCUCAGUUUCUACCUCUCAGAUAAUUUUUACUGAGCAAGGAACAGAAUCAACAGUACUGGCAGCAGGGAGAGGGACCGAUGUUAUGUAGGCGUACAGAAGUCCGGCUAUUUUACCCUACUUCCUGGACUUGAAGAACAAGUCAGUACCAGCUGCCAUCUUCCUUUUGGAGCAAAGAGUUGAAACAAAACCCAAGAAAUGCCUCAUUCCACAAACAAAGAACUGAUACUUGGUAUCAUGGUGGGAACUACUGGAAUCAGCUUGCUUCUUUUGUGGUACCACAAGGUUCGUAAAUCAAGGACAACAUUGAAUUUACCUAACGUUCUUUCUCUGGGUAAUAAGUUUGAUUCUGUGACUUUUCAAGAUGAAAUGUGUAAUGGCCAAGGAACAGCUGCAAUCUUUCAAGGAAGGCAGCUUCAGAUAUUGGAGAAGUUAAACGAAUUACUGACAAAUAUGGAAGAACUCAAAGAGGAAAUCAGAGUUCUUAAAGAAACGAUUCCAAAGCUGGAGGAAUAUAUACAAGGUGAACUUGGAGGGAGGAUAACUGUUCAUAAGAUAAGUCCUCAGCACAGAGCUAGAAAAAGAAGGCUUGCCACAGUUCAAAGUUCUGGAACAAGCAAUAGUUCAGAGGAAGCAGAAAGUGAAGGAGGGUAUAUUACAGCUAAUACUGACACAGAAGAACAGAGUUUUCCAGUCCCUAAGGCAUUUAACACACACAUAGAGGAAUUAAAUUUAGAUGUCCUUCUUCAGAAGGCUGAUAAUUUACGUAUGAAUGAAUGUAGCAAAAUGGAGAGUUUUGAACUACUUUGUGAUCACAAAGAAAAGUUUAGAGAUGAAAUAGAGUUUAUUUGGCGGUUAGUUCGUGCUUACGGAGACAUGUAUGAGCUAUCUACUAACGCACAAGAAAAGAAACAUUAUGCUAAUAUCGGAAAGACGUUAGGGGAAAGAGCGAUCACUACAGCACCCACGAAUGGACAUUGUCAUCUGUGGUAUGCGGUUUUGUGUGGCUAUGUAUCUGAGUUUGAGGGCUUACAAAACAAAAUCAACUAUGGACAUCGCUUCAAGGAACAUCUAGAUAAAGCAAUCCAAUUUUUACCUGAAGAACCCUUUUUGUAUUACCUCAAAGGAAGAUACUGUUAUACUGUCUCGAAACUGAGCUGGAUUGAGAAAAAAAUGGCUGCUACUCUGUUUGGAAAAAUACCAUCCUCAACUGUAGAAGAAGCUUUGCAAAAUUUCCUUAAGGUUGAAGAACUACACCCUGGUUUUUCUAAGUCCAAUUACUUGUUCUUGGCCAAGUGUUACAUCGAUCUUGAACAAACAGAUGACGCUAUGAAGUUUUGUAAUUUGGCAGUGUUGCUUCCUUGUGUUACCAAAGAGGAUAAAGAUGCACAGAAAGAAGUGAAAAAAAUAAGCACUUCCUUGAAGAGGUAAAUAGAAGAACUUACUCUUCAGCAAAUCAGAUGUGGUCUACUAAACUUUAAUCCAAGUUGUGUUUUUUUAUUAUCCUUUUUUCUUCUUUGACGUAAGGGUAGUAUGCUCAGAUUUGAAGGUAAAACCACAUUUCUGCAGAGUGCAUUCCAAUAGUAGCAUGACAAAACUAAUCAUGUUGUUGGCAGAAAUCAAGUUCCCAUAAUGUCAGUACAAAAUUAUCUUUAAACAUGUAUGAUUUAUAUUUUUCCUAUCAAUUAGCUAUAGUCUUCAGA
This is a messenger RNA of Neomonachus schauinslandi (Hawaiian monk seal), 1809 nucleotides long. RefSeq names its product regulator of microtubule dynamics 2 (gene RMDN2). Gene Ontology annotation, cellular component: mitotic spindle pole; spindle microtubule; cytoplasm. The record is from RefSeq and is a predicted model, not a curated record. The transcript is spliced from 11 exons. Lineage: Eukaryota; Metazoa; Chordata; Mammalia; Carnivora; Phocidae. Gene Ontology annotation, molecular function: microtubule binding. Bases 305 to 1537 code for a protein of 410 amino acids.